AUGUCUGUCUCUUCAAAGCCGAUCACUUUGGCUCGCAUCGAGGACGCGACGCUAGGAGUCUUCUCCAAACUCCCUCCCUCAGAGACUUUGAGCCAUCUUGUCCGGUUCUUGAGCACAUGGAGCGGUAGCGACAAGUUCUUCAUGCUCGUGCAAUACACCGCCAAGUUGAUCAUACCUUUUCUUGAAUGGCGCGCUCGUAUCCAACACAAGAAUGGCUUCCGGAAGAUGCCCGCGAGCCCGUCGGCGGAAAGGCUCGCAAAGCUGGCCAACAACAUCAGCGAUGCUAGGAUGUUCUUCAGGAUCUGGGGUCUGCUUCCCAUCUUCCAAUGGCUCAUUUCCCUUGAGCGCAAUCCUUCACCCACUCGGAAGCUUCGUACCAUCGAACGUCUGCAAGGAUGGUCUAUGCUUGCGUACUAUCCCCUUGAGCAUCUCUACUACCUCUUGACCCAUUCAAUCAUUCCGGACAAGAUCUCCCUGCCCUCGUACACAACAUUCGUUCCGUUUAUCCGCUCGCAACCCAGCGAGAAGACCAUCUCGCUAGACGCCGGCGUACUGGGAUUGUACUCGGUGCGCUUUUGGGCGGCAUACGUCGUCCUGCAACUGGCGCAUCUGCAAGAGGAUAAUAAGCUGCUGAAGAUGCGCGAACGUAGUUUGAGCAAGACCAAGAAUGGUGGUACCCCUGUCGAAAAAGAAGACAUUCGUAAAAGGAGGGAGGCUCUGUGGAAUGAGCUUGUCGUCAAUAUGGCAUAUCUUCCACAAACGAUCCACUGGUCGACCGAAAAGGGGAUAUUCUCGAACCCGAUCUGGCUCGACGUAUGCGGGUUCGUCGCCGGCGUCGCCUCGUGGAGGAGCGGCUGGGAGGCGACUGCGCUGCCAUCUCCGCCGACUUCCGCCCCCGAUACCUUGCCUCCACCGAUGGAGCCGACCGAGGAGAAGUUGGCACCGUACAUCGAGGACCCGCUCAAGGAUAUCGUCAUCGAGGCACCGGGGUUGGACGAGAUGUAA
Messenger RNA from Epithele typhae, 1005 nucleotides. RefSeq lists its product as uncharacterized. The record is from RefSeq and is a predicted model, not a curated record. The transcript has 7 exons. Gene Ontology annotation, biological process: peroxisome fission. Lineage: Eukaryota; Fungi; Basidiomycota; Agaricomycetes; Polyporales; Epitheliaceae. Bases 1 to 1005 code for a protein of 334 amino acids. Gene Ontology annotation, cellular component: peroxisomal membrane.